Labeo rohita (rohu) is the source of this 2221-nucleotide messenger RNA. It is a transcript of the gene tmem144a, whose product is annotated as transmembrane protein 144a. Gene Ontology annotation, cellular component: membrane. The coding region runs from base 136 to 1311 and encodes 391 amino acids. The transcript has 12 exons. Lineage: Eukaryota; Metazoa; Chordata; Actinopteri; Cypriniformes; Cyprinidae. The record is from RefSeq and is a predicted model, not a curated record. Gene Ontology annotation, molecular function: carbohydrate transmembrane transporter activity. Gene Ontology annotation, biological process: carbohydrate transmembrane transport.
AUGUGAUACUGCCUGUCAGCUGACACGGAAGUAAACUCACACUUUUUCAUUGAACAGCUCAGGCGAUCUCCGCCUCAAAGUAGCUUUUAUAAACAUUUUUAAUUGCUUGAAUGCUGUUGCUUGUGUAUCUAUAACAUGAGUUCUCGCGUGGCCGCGCUCAUCUUUACGCUCCUCUGCGUGUUGUCCAUCGGCGCCGCGCAACACCUGGACACAGUAGAGUGGCUAUCAGACGGUUCAAGCGGAUCCGUGGAGCUUCAGCAAGAAUCCAACAGCACCAACUCAUCUGAUCUGACUUAUGGAUUCAUAUCCUGCGCUGUAGCAGUAGUCUUCUAUGGGAGCAACUUCGUACCAGUGAAAAAAAUAGACACUGGUGAUGGUAUGUUUUUCCAGUGGAUUCUAUGUGCUGCUAUAUGGACAGUCUCCCUAGUGGUAAACAUCAUUCUGCAUAGUCCAAAGUUUUGGCCUCUUGCUAUGCUGGGAGGUGCCAUCUGGGCUACUGGUAAUAUAACUGUAGUUCCUAUUGUAAAGACUAUUGGACUCGGUCUUGGUCUUCUUAUAUGGGCUUUGUUUAAUCUGCUUUUGGGUUGGGCCAGCUCACGGUUUGGCUGGUUUGGUAUUGGUGCAGAGACUGUUUCCAAACCAAUACUGAACUCCUGUGGAGCAGGUCUUUGUUUACUUAGUGCCAUUGUUUUUUUCUUUGUGAAGACUGACAUUCAAAGAUCUGCAACAUCUGAAGAAACACCAUUAAUAAUAGACCAUGCUGUGAACGCAGAAACUGUGGUAACAACGGAUGAUUCCUGGGUGGAUGCAUUAAGACCACGCAACAAACGUCUUGUUGGAACAUUUCUUGCUGUUGUGGCUGGACUGCUGUAUGGAUCAUCAUUUGUUCCAGUUCUGUAUAUUAAAAAUCAUGCAUCAGAUCCAAACAGCCAAUACAGUGGGGCUAGCCAGUUUGAUCUGGAUUAUGUCUUUGCACAAUAUAGUGGGAUUUUCCUAACUAGUACAGUGUAUUUCCUCCUGUACUGUGCCAUCAAAAAAAACAGACCUCAAGUUUUUUCUAGAGCAGUACUGCCAGGAUUCCUUUCUGGCAUUAUGUGGGGUGUAGCCACAUGCUGCUGGUUUCUUGCCAACCACUACCUCAGCCCUGUAGUGAGCUUCCCCAUUAUCACAACAGUUCCUGGAUUGAUUGCAGCUCUUUGGGGUGUUGUUGUGUUCAGAGAAGUGAAGGGCUGUCGAAAUUACAUUGUCCUCAUCAUUGCUUUCUGUCUUGUUUUAUCUGGGGCAUUAUUGACUGCAUUUUCAAAGGUUUAAAGGUCUUGUUUUAUUUUAGACAAGCAAAAAUGCAAAGGAAAAAAAAACAGGUUUAGUUUUAACAUUUUAGGUUUAUCUUUUAAAAUCACUUCUGAUGUUUUAAAUAUUGCAAAUUAGAUUUAUCAUGCAUUUUAUACAGGUUAUGCAGCUACAAAAACCUGAACAUACUGAAGAACAAUAUUGUUUAUAUCAGGGAGGGAUAUGGUCCUAAAAUAUAUAAGAUACUUGAACUGUUACAGCAAUAUCAGCACAGAUGUUAUGUUAAAUGUUUUUUUUUUUUAUUUUUGUUGUAUUCGCAUUAACACACUUUUUAGAAGUCAUGUUUACACUGUAAUGGACCUCAUUUUACUGUAUGUUUGCACAUGUAAUGGUUGUUUUUUUGAUACUGAUGCAUUUACUGCAGGAUAAAUGGCAAAUGAACCUUGACAAUGCAUAUUUUCUCUCCAAAUUCUUCUUUUGUAUUUCCAGUUAUUCUCAAUGGUGAUUCUCAGUAUUGUAAUAGAGUAUUUUAUUUUUCUGUAUAUUAAAUUUAAGUCUGAGGUGUUUUUUUUCCCCUCAGUGAUUUUUGCAUUACAAUAAUCGGGGGGAAAUAUCAUGAAUGUCACCAUGCAAAAAAAGUUAAUGGUUUUAAAAGUAGGCUUUAUUUUCUUUAUAUAUAACAUGUUAUGAAGUUUCUUUUUUUCUUUUAUUUGAUUUUGUAAUGAAAAGUCAUGACAUUUUGUAAUGCUCUUUACUAGUUUAACCUAUUUAUUGAUAAACAGAUUAUAAUAGGUUAUUUCAUUGCUGCCAAAUUUUGUCACAGGCCUUAGUUUUUUUUUUUUAUUUGUUUUGUACUUUAUUAAAAGGGAAAUAAAAAUUCAGUCACAAAUGCAAAGAAUUUGUGAGUUUAUGGAUUUGUGGGUAGUUGAAA